AUGGGCCAUCGCUGCUGUGGCAAACAGAAGGUCAAGAGAGGUCUAUGGUCACCUGAAGAAGAUGAGAAGCUCAUCAAACACAUCACCACCCGCGGCCAUGGCAGUUGGAGUUCUGUCCCAAAACAUGCAGGCUUGCAGAGAUGUGGCAAGAGUUGCAGGUUGAGGUGGAUAAACUAUUUGAGACCAGAACUGAAAAGGGGCUCCUUUACUCCUGAGGAAGAACAGAUUAUCAUUGAUGUUCACAGAAUUUUAGGCAACAGAUGGGCUCAGAUAGCCAAGCACCUCCCUGGAAGGACAGACAAUGAGGUGAAGAAUUUCUGGAAUUCAUGCAUUAAGAAAAAGCUCAUGUCACAAGGUUUGGACCCAAAAACCCAUAACUUGAUCUCUUCUCAUCAGAGAUCAUCUAAUAAGAUUGGAGGCAGCAGCAGACCACAACCCCAUGACCAACAGAAACCCAUUUCAGUAAAUUUCACUACUGUGAAUUCACAGAAGAAAAAUUGUUCAGCAGAAUUAAACUCAUCAUCAUCACCUAUAGUAACAUUGUACAAUGCUCAACAACCUCCAAUGGUCCAAACCAUAGCCACACCACCCACUCAUCAAUAUCAUGAUGAUCAAAACCCUAAUGCUGCUUGGACUAGUGUUAAGGAUCCUACCUUCCAUGAACCAUCUGCAGAAAGCACACUCAACAUUUCCUCUUCAUCAUCAUCUUCCUCAAUGAACCUAUCAGUGUUUGGGCUCUUGGAUAAUAGUAAUUGCCUCUAUGCUGCUGGUGCUCAGCCCUUUGAAGCCCCAAGAAUAUUAUUAGAGGGAGAGCAAUCGAUGGGAUCAGAAGAAGUACUGCAGCAAGAAAAGGAAAAGCUCUUGGAUAUGGAAAUGAUCAAGGCUAUUGAUCAGGACAUGGAUGCUUCAUUGAUGGAGAGCUCUAGCUUUGACUUUAGCUUUUUGGAGUCUACACUUAUGUCUACAGGAGUAACAUCUCAUGAUCUGAACUCUAUGGCUGAUUUUGCAUGGAACUAUUAG
This is a messenger RNA of Prunus armeniaca (apricot), 1020 nucleotides long. The record is from the annotation of a GenBank genome assembly. NCBI's taxonomy places the organism in Eukaryota, Viridiplantae, Streptophyta, Magnoliopsida, Rosales, Rosaceae.